AUGACCAGUGUUGAACGAGGUGAAAAUGUAACCGUUCUAGCCUGUAUGAAUGCAGCAGGACAGUACAUACCUCCAUUUGUUCUAUUCAAAGGUGUGCGUAAACGUGACGAUUUUCUUCUAGGUAUGCCACCUGGUACUGAAGUUGCCAUGACAGAAAUAUUCGUUCAUCCACCAUCAGAGGAUUGGAUUCAGUGCAAUGCCUGCGAAGAAUGGUGCCACGAAAAAUGUGCUAAUAGGGGGGGGGGGGGAAAGGACCAUGUAUAUGUGCAUUAUGUGCCAAUAAUUAAAAUUGAUCUCAUUAUUAAUUUUUUACUGAUUCCAAAGCUAUAG
Molecule: messenger RNA, 330 nt
Organism: Arctia plantaginis
Lineage: Eukaryota; Metazoa; Arthropoda; Insecta; Lepidoptera; Erebidae
Source: the annotation of a GenBank genome assembly